Molecule: messenger RNA, 1752 nt
Organism: Cordyceps fumosorosea ARSEF 2679
Lineage: Eukaryota; Fungi; Ascomycota; Sordariomycetes; Hypocreales; Cordycipitaceae
Product: C6 zinc finger domain protein
Exons: 2
Coding region: 1-1752 (583 amino acids)
Biological process (GO): regulation of DNA-templated transcription
Molecular function (GO): zinc ion binding; DNA-binding transcription factor activity, RNA polymerase II-specific
Source: RefSeq, a predicted model, not a curated record
AUGGACUCGUUUGGCAUCGAUCCACUCGUCGGCAUGGCCACCAAGAUUGACACGGCGUCGUCGCUCAGCUCCCGCCAAAAGAGCUGCAACGCCUGCGUGCGCGGCAAACGCCGCUGCGACAAGCGCACGCCGCGGUGCACUCGGUGCGCCGCCAAGGGACUCGAGUGCGUCUACCACAAGAUGCCCCCUUCCGCGGCUCAAGGUGGUGGCGGCAGCAACACGUCGUCGACCGCGGCUGCUGCCCAACGCCAGCAGCAGCAGCAGCAGCAGACGCCCGACGAGUCCCCCGGCGGAAGCACCUCGCCGGAGAUGGCGGACCUGCCGGACUUUGACAUGGGCUUCGACUAUGAGAGCCUGGGCACCGAGACCAGCCCGGAGAGUAUGUGCCACGUCCCCGACCAGACUCCGCACUACGACAACGCUCCCUCUCACCACAACCACAACCACAACCACAACCACAACCACCACCACCAACAACAACAACCUGCUUCUAUCGGCAACCACCAGCUUCACCUCGACUCCGGCCUGGACUUUGGCGUUGCCGAUUUCAUGAACACCACCGCACUCCCCACCACCACCACGCAGACGACGUCCUCCACCUUUGCCAGCCCCCCUCCUCCCACACUCUCCGCCAACAGCAGCAACAGCUUCUUCGCCAGCUUGUUUGAGGGCAUCUCCGUCGACCAGUUUGGCGGCCUCGGCGUGCCGUCUAAGCUGGACAUCCCGCCGUUGUCCGCCUCCUCUCUGGUGAUGAGCACUGCCCUGAUCCCCCGCCCCCCCGUCCGCGACCCCUCGGUGCUGCGCCGUGGCAUGGACUGCAGUGGUCAACACGACCCGCUCGCCGUGCACGACCCGCGCUCGUGGAUGGGCUACACGGUGCGCGCGCUGACCGGCAUGCACGCCACCUUUGCGCGCACCCGCGCCCUGGCCUUCCUGCACCCGCGUCUCUGGGCUGCGCGCCUGCCGCGCCCCGUCCAAUCCGUCUGGACUGCCGCCACCGCGUAUGCCCACCGCUCCUCGGACAACCGCGCCUGGGUCAUGCAGGUUCUCGCGGACACGGCGGCCGAGGUGCACGCCGAGGGGGAGAAGGCGGGGGCGGCGACAUCGCCGCAAGAUAAGCUUGCCCUGGUGCAGGCGCUGCUGAUCUUAGACUCGAUCCGCAUCUUUGACGGGGACGUCGGGCUGCGCGCCGCGGCGGAGCGCGAGGCGCACGUGCUCGCGGCCUGGAUCGGCGAGCUGCAGCAGGUCGUUGUGACGCUCGAGGCCGAGGCGGUGCAGCACGCGAGGGCGGUCAACGUGCCCGCGGGCGGGGGCGGGAUUCUACCGGACGGCGUGCCGGGGGCGACCGCCGGCGACCCGGCGUACCCGGCGCGCGACCGCCCGCCCAAAACGUGGGACGCGUGGAUUCUGCUCGAGAGCGCUCGCCGCACGCUGCUUUUCGCCUGCGCCUUUGUCUGCAUGGGCAAGCUGCUCAAGAGCCUCGACGUUAACCGCGCCAUGUGGCAGGACCUGCGCUUCACCGCCUCGCGCCACCUGUGGGAGGCACCGUCGUCAGUCGACUUCUUCCGCGCCUGGCGCGACAAGCCCCAGUACUUCAUCCGCGACUUUGACUUCAAGGACUUUUGGUCGUACGCGCGUGCGGACGACCUGGACGAGUUUACAAAGACGAUGCUCAUGCCGCAAAUUGGAAUGGAUGCGCUGGAGCACUUCAUGGCGGGAGAGGACCUGUCUCACAUACCACCUGCCUCGUAA